AUGACUGGUGGCAAGAGUGAUUGUGGUGUGCCACCGCGUUUUAAUUUUGCUGAGCUGAAGGAGGAGCACAGAAAUCAGAAUAAGUUUGCUGUUGGUAACAAAGUGGAAUACAACUGUCGCCCAGGUUAUAGCAAGGUACAAAGAUCCACUCUUCAGUGCAUGCCAUAUUCUCGAUGGUCAGACGCUGGAGAGUUUUGCAAGGCAAAAUCAUGCCGUCACCCUGGAGAGCCAGAAAAUGGCAGACUUGUUAUUCUAACAGAUCUCAUGUUUGGUGCAACAGUAAACUUCAUCUGUGAAGAGGGGUACAGACUAAUUGGAAAUGCAGAAAGAAAAUGUGUGCUUGAAGGAUCACAAGUUAUAUGGGACAAAGAUAUUCCAUACUGUCAAGUGAUACCUUGCAAGCCUCCUCCAGAAAUAGAGCACGGGACACACACUGGGACAACGAUGGAGGAAUUCAACUAUGGGACAUCUGUCACUUACCAGUGUAACACUGUAGAAAGGGGACGGGUUCCUUUCUCACUUAUUGGAGAGCCCUCCAUUCACUGUACAUCCACGGAUAAUAUAAAUGGAGACUGGAGUGGGCCUGCCCCUGAAUGCAAAGUCGUUCGCUGUGAACAGCCAAGAGUUGACCAUGGAAAACAGAUGACUGGAUAUAGUCCUGUAUACACCUACAGAGCCUCUGUUCUGUUUGAGUGUGAACACCGCUACACCCUCAAAGGCAGUAACGUACUUCAUUGCAAUGAAAAUAGUAGAUGGGAUCCUCAGUUACCAGUUUGUGAGCGAAAAAUUAGAUGUCCAUUUCCAAACAUUCCCAAUGGAAGAGCAAUACCUGGAAAAGAAACCUAUGAGUAUGAGGACAAGAUUCGCAUUGAAUGUAAUCGCGGUUACGCCCUCAAAGACAAGAAUGGAUCGAUUAAGUGCGACCGUAAUCGUGCAUGGCAUCCUCCAUUACCAAUUUGCGAACCAGAGAUUCCUCGUUGUCCAAAUCCAGUGAUUGAACAUGGAAAACAGGUCUCUAUACGUGAAACUGAAUAUACAGUUGGAAACAGUGUUGAGUUUCAAUGUGAAUCUGGCUACAUCCUCAAAGGCAACAAGUUGAUUGAAUGCCAGGUACGGAUGGGCAGUGGCGGUGAGAUAGCGAUUACACUGCGAGGGAGACGUUGUGGGAUGGUUCAGCAGUGGGACUGA
This is a messenger RNA of Emys orbicularis (European pond turtle), 1188 nucleotides long. Its product is annotated as membrane cofactor protein-like. The coding region runs from base 1 to 1188 and encodes 395 amino acids. The transcript is spliced from 9 exons. The record is from RefSeq and is a predicted model, not a curated record. NCBI's taxonomy places the organism in Eukaryota, Metazoa, Chordata, Testudines, Emydidae.